AUGGCGCUGCUGCAGGAGGUGUCGCGCGGGGGAAUCGAGGGCUCGUCCCUGGAGGAGGAGUGGGGGGAGCUGCGCCAGGCCGUCAGCCAGGACCCGCAGCUCUCGCGACUCUAUAACGAAUACGCGCGCGAGGCGCUUCUGGCGCGCGAGGAACAGCGCCAGCAGGAGGCGGGCGGGGGGAGGUGGAAGGUGGACGCGCGGGGGAGAAGGAUCAGGAAGCGGAGACGAGGGCGGAAGGAGGAGGCGGAAGGGGAGGAGGGGAUGAGCAGCAAGGCGCGGACUGAGGAGAGGCUGCGGCGGUGGCGGGCAGGAGUGGUGGAGGCGGCGACGCAGAGCACAGUGGUGGAGGUGGCAACGAUGGUGGUGCUGACGGUGCUGCCUAUUGCGGCGGGCGCGUUUGUGUAUGUGAACGUGCAGGAGUGGCUUAAAGCCAUGGCGCCACAGCCUGCUGUCGUGGAGAAGGAACCCUGGUGGAUGCUGUUCGGCCCAGCUGCCAGUGCAGCAGGCACGGUGUUUGGCAUGGCAGGGCUGGGCUUCGCAGCCAAGACAGCAGCAGCGGCGCCAGUGGCGGUGGCAGUGGUGCCGCAGAUGGACGCUCUCUGGCGCUCCUUUGGAGGCGCUAGCCUGGUGGCGCUGUACUGGCGCACGCUGGUGUUUGGCAAGACGUUUCGCAGCAUAGAGUGGGACCUGGAGGCGUACGAUGCGCCUAACGGCAGCAUGAAGUCCAUCACCAUCCGCGUGCCCUCCCUCAACGCAGUGCGCACCAAGAUAGCGUUGGCAAACGGGCUUGCAGGUGCCAGUGAGGUGCAGCAGCUUGCGCUCUGGAUUCCCAACUCUGGGGAUUUCGUGGAGCCUCUGCGGCUGGCCAAGGACCUGGCGCUGAUCCCGGACUUUGGCUUUGUCAUCUGGUCGCGCACCCCCGCCUCCCUGCACUGCCUGCCCUCCCGUGCUGCCAAGACCAUGCCCUCGCCCACUGCAGCAGCAGGCUCUGCAGGUGCAGCUCGGGGUGCAGACAUGGCGGCUAUAGAUCAGACCGAAACAGAGACGAACACAGCAGCGGCGGAGAAGACGGAGACAGGAGCAGCGGCGAAGGAGAGCGAAACGCUGGUGAAGCAUCCGUUGGAGCACCGCUGGACGCUCUGGUUCGACAAUCCGCAACAACGCGGGAAAAGCGGUGGCUCGUGGGGAAGCUCGCUCCGCGUGAUCUUCACCUUCGGGACCGUUGAGGACUUCUGGUGUUUAUACAACAACAUAGUGCAGCCGAGCAAGCUGAUGAACAAGGCGGACAUGCACCUGUUCAAGGAGGGCAUUCAACCUAAGUGGGAGGACCCCAAGUGCGAGAAGGGCGGCUCCUGGACCAUCCCGUGCUCGCGCAGCAAGGAAUACCUCGAUAACAUGUGGCUGCACUUGAUGCUGGCGAUGAUUGGCGAGCAGAUCGACGAGGGCAACGACAUCUGUGGCGCCGUGGUGAGCAUCCGACCAAACAAGGACAGAGUGGCGCUCUGGACUAAAUCGGCUGCCAGCGAAUCCAUUCAGACGAGCAUUGGCAAGCAACUGAAGGAGAUUCUGGGCAUAACGGAGCAAAUCGGGUUCUCCUCUUUUGCGGACCAGAAAGGGUCAAGGAAGCGGUCGGCGACGCCCGAGACGACGAUGCUGUACGUGGGCUGCCUCACGCGCAACGUCAACCAGGACCACCUGCGCGAGAUAUUCGGGCUGUACGGCGAGCUAAGCAAAGUCGAGAUCGCCAUGGACCGUGUCGUGAACCUGCCCAAGGGCUACGGCUACGUGGAGUUUAAGAAGCGCGCCGAUGCGGAGAAGGCGCGCCUGCACAUGGAUGGGGCGCAAAUCGACGGCAGUGUGGUGAGCGCGCAGUUCGUGCUCGCGCCAAAGCCCGUGCGCCGCCCAGAACCGCUCCCCCCACCGCCCCCCUCUCGCCGCACCAUCGACUCCCCCCCGCGACGCCGUGCGGACGGAGGGCGAACGGGGAGGCAGGGGGGUGUCGCCGCGGCGGAGGUCCCCCGCGCGAGCAGGCGGCGCAAGGGGAAGGUCGCCGUCCCCGCCCCGAGGGGGAAGGAGGCGCUCGCCCGUGCGCUCCCCCCCUCGCAGGCAGCGCAGCACCUCUCCUCCUCGCCGUGUGAGAAGCCCUCCCAGACGCCGCUCCCCCAUCCCCUUCCGCGGCCGCAGGUCGCCCCCACCUCGCCGCCGCUCCUCCCCCACGCGGCGGCCCUCCCCCCCUCGCCGUUCGCCCCCCGCUCGUCGCUCCAGCCCAGGCCCGAUGCGCCGCCGCUCUCGCUCCCGCACACGCUCACGCUCCCCGCCCUCUCGGCGCCAGCGCCUGCCCCCACCACCGCCCGGCCGCAGGUUAGCUUCUCCACCGCGCAACUCCUCCACUCUUGUGCUCCCCCUCCCCACCUCUUUCCCAUGCCCAGUCCCUUCUUUUUGGCCUCAUCCCAUUUCUCUCUGCACUCCUCAUUCGUGCGAUCCCUUGUCUCCUCUCUCCCUGUCCUUCCGCCUAUAUUGUCGAUCCAUCCUAGAAUUGCACUGUCCUUAUGCUUUCCCUCGUCUUUCCUCAAUCGCGUGGCUCCUUGCGAGUGA
Messenger RNA from Closterium sp. Yama58-4, 2595 nucleotides. NCBI's taxonomy places the organism in Eukaryota, Viridiplantae, Streptophyta, Zygnematophyceae, Desmidiales, Closteriaceae. The record is from the annotation of a GenBank genome assembly.